Leptinotarsa decemlineata (Colorado potato beetle) is the source of this 3747-nucleotide messenger RNA. RefSeq names its product vacuolar protein sorting-associated protein 18 dor (gene dor). Lineage: Eukaryota; Metazoa; Arthropoda; Insecta; Coleoptera; Chrysomelidae. The record is from RefSeq and is a predicted model, not a curated record. Gene Ontology annotation, cellular component: endosome; HOPS complex. Gene Ontology annotation, biological process: endosome to lysosome transport; intracellular protein transport; endosome organization. Gene Ontology annotation, molecular function: protein-macromolecule adaptor activity.
AAAAAAGAAGCAGAAUGAUGUUUACAUUCUGAAUGACAACUUUUGACAUUUAAAAUAAGAUUUAUAUUUAUUUUUAUUAUUAUAGUGGAUGAUAUGUAUAUUUAGGUGAUAGUAAUAGAAUGUAACUUCAUUAUCAAUUGAUACUAGUAUAUAAAACUUUUGGGCAGGUUAGGACGUAACAAAUAUCCAAAAUGACUUCAAUGUUUGAUCAGUUUGAACAGGCAUCCCUUAAAACUAAAAGUAAUAUUAGCACUGCCGAAAUGUGUACGCUAGGAUUCAUAAAUAUGUCUUUAGAACAAGAGGUUCCAAUAUUCAUGAAAAGCAAAAAAGAUUUCAUACCAUCAGAUAGAAUCACACAUGUAGCAAUUGCCAAUAAAAAUUUAGCAAUGGUGAUGGCAAACAACGUUUUAUUCAGGAUGAAUUUGAACAAUCCUCAACAAUACACUGAAAUAUCACUUUCAAAAUAUACAAGUACAUGCAGAUUAACCAAUCUAUUUUUGGACCCAACUGGCAACCAUUUGUUACUUACGUUUGCCCAAAAACCUUCAGAAGGUGGUCCCGAACUGCUGUAUCUUUCUAAGAAAUCUGAUAAAUUGAGAUCUACCACAAAAUUUCGAGGUAAUGAGUUCACAGAAGUUGCCUGGAAUACAGAAAAUGAUUCUUGUACUACAACAGGUCCUAUUCUGUUAGGUACAUCAAAGGGACUCAUUUUUGAGACCGAAAUUGUUUUGGAAGGCGACAAAUUCUUCACUUCAAGUUUUUCUUCUAGUCUGGAACAAUACUGGAGGCAGCUGCCAAAUUAUUUACCUUUAUAUGGAAACAAGGAAGCAGAUGGACUGGUUUUUGAUAUUGGGAAAGGAACUAAUACUCCCAUAACUGGUUUGGAAUACUACAGAAUUCCUAGUACAGAUAAGUAUGUCAUAAUUGCCGCUACACCAUCCAGACUCUAUUUUUUUUCUGGUGGUGCAAAUAUAGAAGAAAAGCCUGUCCUGCAGCAAGUUUUCAAUAAGUAUCUGAACAUUCCAGAACACGAAACAUUCAUAGAAUGUGCUAGUAAUUUAAGGUAUUCAAAAUUGCAGUUUUGGUCAGAAAAUUUGAUCACUCCAAAUGCAUUUGCUUGGAUUUCUGAGAAAGGAAUAUCUUAUAGUCAGUUCGACUUGCUAACGGAUGAUAUAAAAACUAUCAAGUCAAAAAUAAACUUGAUAGCUUAUCCCAAACCACUUUAUGAGGAUUAUUCGGUUUCCCAAAAGUACCCUAUAGCAAUUGCUUUAACGCAGUUCCAUAUUCUACUUGCUUAUUCUGAUUCUAUAAAAGGCAUUUGCUUAUUAAAUCAAGAGGUCGUGUAUGAAGACAACUACAACGAAGCUUUUGGAAAAUUAGUAAAUAUCGUGAAAGAUGUGCAAACAGGAGAGAUUUGGGCUGUAACUGAAAAUGCAGUAUUUCGUUUCAAAAUCACCAAAGAAGAAAGAAAUGUUUGGCAAAUAUUCUGCAAUAAAGGAGAAUUUGAUCUUGCCAAAAAGUAUUCUAGGAGCAACGAGGCUUGUUAUAAUCACGUGUUGAUAAAAGAAGCUGAUAUGCUUUUCAACGAAAAGAAGUACAUACUCAGUGCACAGAGAUAUGCGGAAACACAAUCCAGCUUUGAAGAAAUAUGUUUGAAAUUUAUCCAAGCAGAUCAACAGGAUGCACUGAAGUUAUUCUUGAGGAGCAAAUUGGAUACCCUGAAACCUCAAGAUAAAACUCAGAUAACGAUGAUUGUAUUGUGGGUGUUGGAGCUUUAUUUAUCGAAAUUGGAAGAACAUAGAUUACAAGGACUUGAGCAGAGUGCUAAAUACUCUGAUGUUCAAAAAGAAUUUGAGGCAUUUUUGGCUUUGGAUGAAGUCUCCGAUUGUUUGAGAAAUAACAAGAAUACAAUUUAUGACCUAAUGGCGAGUCAUGGGGAUAAGGCUAACCUAAUGAAGCUGACCAUAGUGAAUAAGGAUUUUGAACAGUUAAUAAGGCAACAUAUAUUCAAAAACAGUUUCCGAGAAGCAUUGGAUGUUCUCAAAAGUCAAAACAAUAAUGAACUGUAUUACCAGUUUGCUCCCAUAUUGAUUCAAGAGGAUCCCAAACACAUGGUAAAAGCUAUCAUUGAGCAAGGGAGAAAAUUAUCACCGCUCAAGCUUCUUCCCGCAAUGGUAACUUGCAGUGGAGAAUUACAUGCAUUCGAAGUCAUCAAAUACUUAGAAUUCUGCAUAGAGAAAAUGAGAAAUACCGACAAAGCUAUUCAUAACUUUUUGUUAUCGCUUUAUGCCAAAUAUGACUCAGAAAAGCUCAUGAAUUAUUUAAAUUCGCAGGGACAAGAAAUCAGUAUGGUUAACUAUGAUGUUCAUUUCGCAUUGAGGUUAUGCCAUGAAAAUAAUCAGAAGAGAGCUUGUGUACAAUUAUUUGGGCUUUUGGGAUUAUGGGAAUCUGCAGUGGAUUUGGCUCUCACAGUGGAGUUAGAUCUAGCAAAGAAAGUGGCAAAUAUGUCACCUGAAGAUGAUUUGGAACUAAGAAAAAAACUGUGGCUGAAAAUAGCACAUAAUGUUGUUAAAGACAAGGAUAAUAUUGAAGAAGCAAUGCACUUUUUGCGACAAUGUGAUUUAAUUAAAAUUGAAGACAUUCUACCAUUCUUCCCAGAUUUUGUAACAAUAGACCAUUUCAAGGAUGCUAUUUGUAAUUCAUUGAAAGAAUAUAACCAGAAUAUUCAAAAUAUAAAAGAUGAAAUGGAAGAAGCAACAAAGUCUGCAGAACAAGUGCGCGAUGAAAUACAAUCAUUUAGGAAUCAUUUCACGUUGAUAAAUAAUACAGAUGCUUGUGAAAUAUGCAACAUUACUUUGAUGAUAAAACCAUUCUAUAUGUUUCCAUGCCACCACAAAUUCCAUUCUGAUUGCUUGUUGAGUGAGCUGUCGCCAUUCUUAGGUCCUGCCAAGAAAAAUAGGUUGUCGGACUUGGAGAGGCAGUUGAAGAUUCUGAAUAAUCAAUCAAAUGCAGACAGCAUAAGUACUGGCUCUACGGGAAUGUCUGCCAAGGAUUUGGUCAAAUCAGAAAUUGACAACAUUCUAGGCUCUGAAUGUGUGUAUUGCGGAGAGAAUAUGAUUAGAAACAUCGACAAACCCUUCAUAGAAGAUUACGAACAUGAGAAUAUUAUGAGAGAAUGGGAAUAGUCAACACAUAUUCAAUAAAACAAAUUAUACUAUACAUUUUUUUUACUUAUACUCAACAUAAAAUAAAUGAUACUGUUCAUUUUCAAAACAAUUGAGUACAAAACUUGAAUAUUUACAAUAUCAAGAUACAAUAGGCAACUUCUCCAUUACUCUUUAAACAGUAACAAUUUCAAGUCGACAUAAUUUUUGUAAAAUAUUCCAGAUAAAUAUACAUAAAAAUUCAUAAAAUAUAAAUAAAUCAUAAAAACAAAGCACCGAUAAUAAAAUUUUAUUGUUAAGAAAUCAAUGUUUUUGGAUUUUUGUUCAAUUUUAAUUUUGAACUUGAUGGGUUCAAGUUUCCUUAAUGUACUUCAAAUAAAUUCACAAGACAAGAAUUUCUCUACUGGUAUUUUUUAGAAAAAAGAUUCAAAAGCAUUGAUUUUUCCACACGAAGAUCACAUCACAAAUGUACUAAAAUUACUGCUAAAAAUAAAAUUGUUUACAAUUACUAUGUACAAAUGGACUUUUUCCUUGGUGUAUAAUGUAUCAGUAACAUUCUUGUAUAAAUACUUUCAACAUAUUA